This is a messenger RNA of Syngnathus acus (greater pipefish), 3570 nucleotides long. RefSeq names its product glypican-6-like. The transcript is spliced from 10 exons. Gene Ontology annotation, biological process: regulation of protein localization to membrane; cell migration; regulation of signal transduction. The coding region runs from base 389 to 2080 and encodes 563 amino acids. NCBI's taxonomy places the organism in Eukaryota, Metazoa, Chordata, Actinopteri, Syngnathiformes, Syngnathidae. The record is from RefSeq and is a predicted model, not a curated record. Gene Ontology annotation, cellular component: extracellular region; synapse; cell surface.
UCUCUCCUCUGCACCCACUCGCACAGCAGUUGUACUUGAACGCAGCACGCCGGGGUUCUCAGUCCGUACGUCUGUUGCACUGCUGCGGGGCUCGGACAAGUUACGCUCAAGCGGUGGGAAGAGCGCUUCUCUUCUCCGGAUCCAUGUGGCACUUUUAUGCGCGCCAUCUCUCCAGCGGUGCAUGGUGGGGGCUCUUAAUUAAGCACCCCUUGCUGCAUUUCAAACACAUCUCCUCCUCAGGGACAUGCACUUGCUUGGCUUUGCAGGCGCAAACUGAGUAAAAGAUCCAAGUACCAGUGGAUCUUGCUGUUGUUAUUGUUGUAAUUUUUUUUUUAAAUUAGCAGAGGAUACAGCAGGAAAGCUCCUGGAUCUUUUAUCCAAGUCCACAAUGCUCAGACUGGAGAUGCUCGUUUACACUUUUUCUGCGCUGUGCAUCGCAUCCAAAGCAGAAUUGAAAGCAAGGAAUUGCACCGAGGUGAGGGAAGCUUGUGUAGCCAGGGGCUUCAACUUCACGCAUGUUCCCCUCCAGGAGAUUCCAGGCGAAAAUCUGCGAGUGUGUCCGCAUUCUAACACAUGUUGUACCCAAGAAAUGGAAGACACCUUUGGCCAGCGGAUUAAACAAGAGUUUAGUGAUCUGGUGGAUGAGAUGAGUCACACCUUGAGGAGCAUGUUUGUGUCUCGACAUCAGAAGUUUGAUGAAUUCUUCUUGGAGCUCCUGGAGAACACUGAGAGGUCCUUGAACGAGAUGUUCGUGCGAACGUACGGCAAGCCUUACAUGCAGAACGCCGAAGUGUUCGAGAACCUCUUCGCCGAACUCAAGCGCUACUACACGGGGGGCAAUGUCAACCUGGAGGAAAUGCUCAACGACUUUUGGUCGCGGCUUCUGGAGCGUAUGUUCACUCUGCUGAACUCCCAGUAUGUCAUCACUGAAGACUACCUGGAGUGCGUCAGCAAGUACACAGAUCAGCUCAAGCCCUUCGGAGACGUGCCCAGGAAACUGAAGGCUCAGAUCACCCGGGCGUUCAUCGCUGCUCGCACUUUUGUCCAAGGACUCUCGGUCGGCCGCGAGGUGGCUCAAAGAGUCUCUAAGGUAAGCAGCACUCCGGCAUGCAUGCGAGCGCUGACCAAGAUGUCGUACUGCCCCUUUUGUCAAGGCAUGCCAGCCAUUAAACCCUGCAAGAACUACUGCCUCAAUGUCAUCAAAGGCUGCCUGGCCAAUCAAGCCGACCUGGACCCCGAGUGGAACCAAUACAUCGAUGCUAUGCUGCUAGUGGCUCUGCGGCUGGAGGGACCUUUUAACAUCGAAUCCGUCAUGGACCCCAUUGAUGUCAAGAUCUCAGAAGCUAUCAUGAAUAUGCAAGACAACAGCGCCCAGGUCUCCUAUAAGGCUUUUCAAGGUUGCGGUCAGCCAAAACCCGCAGGAAUGACACGGUCUGCCCGUGGCGUUGCGGAUGUGUUCAACGCCCGCUUCAGGCCCUACAACCCAGACGAGCGUCCCACCACGGCAGCUGGCACAAGCCUCGACAGACUGAGGAUUAUUUGGAAUACUAUGCAACACAGCGUUGUUGACAUAAAAGAGAAACUCAAGCAGUCCAAGAGAUUUUGGUCCAACCUGCCUGAGGAGAUGUGUGUGGACACCAGGCUUUCUGUUGGGAAUGCUUCUGAUGAUCAGUGCUGGAAUGGACACACCAAGGGGAGGUACUUCCCAGAAGUGGUAACGGAUGGAUUAACCAACCAGGUAAACAACCCCGAGGUCAAUGUGGACAUCACCCGUCCGGACACGUUCAUCCGUCAGCAGAUCAUGGCUCUCCGAGUGAUGACAAACAAGCUGAAAAAUGCCUAUAAUGGCAAUGAUAUCUACUUUCAGGACUCCAGCGACGAGGGCAGCGGUUCCGGCAGCGGAAGUGGCUGCACAGAGGCCUGCCCCACAGAGGCAGAUGUGGCCCCUCCCGAAGCCCCGGGCGUGGAAGCCGACCGGAGGGGUCCAGUAGACGGCACUUGUUCAUCCCACGCGCCCCCCUCAAGCCUCUUAACCAUAGUGGCCCUCUUGGCUGUGCUACUCCAAAUACAUUGGAGAUAAUGCAGGGGGAAACAGGUGGGGACGAGUUUUUCCACACAGGAUUCAGACUGAACAAGUCAAGUCAGUCAUGCAUCAAUUUUCCCACUUUCCCAAAGAAUGCACAUUUAUUGACUUGAUAGUUCACAUGGUUCCUCUGUUCGACGCUGAAGCCGGCCCCAUGAUCUCCGCUUGAGAGAUUAAAACUAUUUUUUAUUCAAGGAAAAAAAAAAGGCAACAACUUUUUGCACAUAUAUGUCAGGCAGCAAUGUCUGCCCCCAAGUGGAAGAAAAUAGCACGCACUUUGAUUGUUUUGACUUUUUGUGUUAAGGAAAAAAAUAUGUGUGUGUUUAAGAUCAUUUUUAAAAAUGUGCUUAUUGAUGACUUCAAGUGGUACAGUUGUGUUCAAUGUAACAUUUAAAUCAGAUUCAAACGAUUUAAUGGCAGGAGUGACAGAGUUUAACUUGCAACUUUAAUUUCCAUGAAAUCAUCAGCACUAAUAAUGAAUUUGCUUUCAUUUUAAAUCGUUUUUUUUAUUCACCUAUCAUAUUCUCAAAAGGAUUUCAAGUAUGUCUUUAUAUAGUCUGUCCUCAUGCCAUACAAAAGGGAAAAUUGUAGUAUACUUGCAUUUGCCAUUUGCCUUGCAACACAUUCAUCAACCUUCUGCAAAAUAUUCCAAACAUUCUUUUGUUGUUUGUUUGUUCCAAUUAAGCUGUUUUAAGAGAAGACAGUCUUGGCUGCAGUGCCUCCAUUGCCAUUUUGUAUUUAUCCACAAGGCUAAUUGUUGUUAGCGUCUAGCCAUUGAAAGUACAAACAUUCUGUCGAUAAAAAUAUAAAUGCUGAAAAUUGUUUGCUCACUAUUAGUGAAGCUCUCUUCAAUAAAAGGCCCCCCUCCUGAAAAAAUAAAAAUAAAAUUGAAGGCCGGCAAACUAUUAUCUACCGUAAAUGGAUCUUGCUAUUCAAUAAUUUGUAUGUUUGAAAUUCCCAGCGAUAAGAAUAAGUUGAAGGCUAUUUCUAUUAUGAUUCUGGAAAACAUGCAACCAUACAGAAAUAUUUCAGUGACGAGACACUGAAUGAAUAUGUUAAAUUAACAUCAGAUGCUCAUUGGUUCGAUGUUUUGAAUUUGAAUCUUCAAACGCCCAUGUCGAGCAUCUACUGAUUUCUAUUUGUGCCAUUUCUUGAGCUGCACUAGCACAAUAAUGCAGAAUCUAAGGGGAUUAUUAAAGAGAGAGUGCAACAAAAUGCAAAGAAAAGGGGCUCCUGAACGUGUUUUGUGAAGCCUGAACGUUGGUGUGUGUGUGUGCAGCCCAGUCAGGCUGGAUCCACAGUCACCUGUGAAAUGAGAAUCCGUGGAGAGUGCAGAGCGGACAGGCCUGAAUGGGUCUAGUCACUAGAGCGGAUUGUCGAAGGUGUCGAGGGGCCUGGCCGACCAAAAGCAGCCUCUGUGUGCGUCCAUUUCAGAACAUAUCAGCGAGGACUUUUCAAGUGUACAGUGUGUCAUUCAAAAAAAAAAA